This is a messenger RNA of Harpia harpyja (harpy eagle), 3689 nucleotides long. It is a transcript of the gene NOS3, whose product is annotated as nitric oxide synthase 3. The record is from RefSeq and is a predicted model, not a curated record. Gene Ontology annotation, molecular function: NADP binding; heme binding; flavin adenine dinucleotide binding. Gene Ontology annotation, biological process: nitric oxide biosynthetic process. Lineage: Eukaryota; Metazoa; Chordata; Aves; Accipitriformes; Accipitridae.
CGAGGUCACCACUUCCCCACCGCGGCCGGAGGAAGCGGCCGCUCCCGGCACUGGCGGCUCAGUGGCGGCACGAUGGGCAACCUGCCGGCCGUGCUGCCCGGCACUGCCCGCUCCUGCGGCCUCGGCCUCUGCUCCCGGCAGCUCAGCGCCGCGCCCGAGGAGAGCGCCAGCACCGAGCGGAGCAGCUCGGCGCCCACCCGCCCGGCGGACCCCCCCCGCUUCGCCCGGCUGAAGAACUGGGAGACGGGGAGCAUCGGCUAUGACACGCUCUGUGCCCAGGCCCUGCAGGAGCUGCCCUGCUCAGGGCAGCGCUGCCUGGGCUCGCUGGUGCUGCCGCGGCCGCUGCCGGCCCCGGUCCCCGAGGGUGCCCGUCCCGCCGAGGAGCUGCUGGGCCUGGCCCGGGACUUCAUCACCCAGUACUACCUGUCCCUGCGGCGGUGAAACUCCCCGGCGCACGCCCAGCGGCUGCGGGAGGUGGAAGCCGCCAUCGGGGCCACCGGCACCUACCAGCUGCUGGAGCCCGAGCUCGUCUUCGGGGCCAAGCAGGCUUGGCGCAACGCCGCACGCUGCGUGGGACGCAUCCAGUGGAACAAGCUGCAGGUGUUCGAUGCCCGGGACUGUGCCAACGUUGGGGAGAUGUUCAGCUUCCUCUGCACCCACAUCCAAUACGCCACCAACCGCGGCAAUAUUCGGUCGGCCAUCACCAUCUUCCCCCAGCGGAUGCCGGGCCGUGGCGAUUUCCGCAUCUGGAACACGCAGCUGAUCCGCUACGCCGGGUACCGGCAGCCCGACGGCUCCGUGCUGGGGGACCCGGCCAACGUUGACAUCACCGAGCUCUGCGUCCACCACGGCUGGAGCCCCGGCGGUGGCCGCUUCGACGUGCUGCCACUGCUGCUGCAGGGCCCCGAGGAGCCCCCCGAGCUCUUCCCUCUCCCGCCGGAGCUGGUCCUCGAAGUGCCCCUCCACCACCCCACGCUGGAGUGGUUCGGGGAGCUGGGGCUGCGGUGGUACGCGCUGCCGGCCGUCUCCAACAUGCUGCUGGAGAUCGGGGGGCUGGAGUUCCCGGCGGCCCCCUUCAACGGCUGGUACAUGAGCAGCGAGAUCGGCACCAGGAACCUCUGCGACAGCCAGCGCUACAACCUGCUGCCGGAGGUUGCCCUGCGCAUGGGGCUGGACACACGGACGACAUCGUCCCUCUGGAAGGACAAGGCGGCGGUGGAGGUGAACAUCGCCGUGCUGCACAGCUACCAGGUGGCCAAGGUGACGAUCGUGGACCACCACGCGGCCACCGAGUCCUUCGUGAAGCACAUGGAGAACGAGCUGCGGACGCGGGGAGGGUGCCCGGCUGACUGGGUCUGGAUCGUGCCCCCCAUCUCGGGCAGCCUCACCCCUGUCUUUCACCAGGAGAUGGUCAACUACCAGCUCUGCCCCACCUUCCGCUACCAGCCUGACGCCUGGAAGGUCUACGUCUCCAAAGGCACCACCGUCACCAGGAGAAAGACCUUCAAGGAGGUGGCCAACGCGGUGAAGAUCUCGGCUAAGCUGAUGGGACACAUGAUGGCACGCCGGGUGAAGGCCACCAUCCUCUACGCCACCGAGACCGGCAAAUCCCGGACCUACGCCUGGAACCUCUGCCAGCUCUUCCGACGUGCCUUUGACCCCAAGGUGCUGUGCAUGGAUGAGUACGACGUGGUGUCCCUGGAGCACGAGACCCUGGUGCUGGUGGUGACCAGCACCUUCGGCAACGGGGACCCCCCUGAGUGCGCGGAGAGCUUCUCCAAGGCGCUGAUGGAGAUGACUUCGCCCUACACCAGCACCUCCCAGGCUGAGCCACCCAAGAGCUACAAGCUGCGGUUCAACAGCGUCUCGCAGUCGGACCAGCUCGUCGCCUCCUGGAAGAAGAAACGACGGCAGCUGAGCAACACCGACAGCGCUGGCACGCUGGGCGCCCUGCGGUUCUCGGUGUUCGGGCUGGGCUCGCGGGCGUACCCCCACUUCUGCGCCUUCGCCCGGGCGGUGGACACGCGGCUGGAGGAGCUGGGGGGGGAACGGGUCCUGCCCAUGGGCGAGGGCGACGAGCUCUGCGCCCAGGAGGAGUCCUUCCGCACGUGGGCCCGCCUCGUCUUCCAGGCCGCCUGCGAGACCUUCUGCGUGGGGGACGGGGUGGCGGGGGCCGAGGAGCUCUUCGCCCCCCCGCAGGGCUGGAAGCGCCAGAAGCACCGGCUGGUCGGGCAGCCCCAGGCCACAGAGACCCUGGCCGGGCUGUCCCACCUGCACAAGCGCCGGGUGUUCCCCUGCACGGUGCUCUCCGUGGAGAACCUGCAGAGCGAGGAGUCCAGCCGGGCCACGCUGCUGGUGCGGCUGGACUCGGCGGGGCAGGCGGAGCUGCGGUACCAGCCCGGGGACCACCUCGGCGUCUUCCCCGCCAACCGCCCCGAGCUGGUGCGGGGGGUGCUGGGGCGGGUGGAGGACCCCCCGCCCCCCGAGCAGCCCGUCCUGGUGGAGAGCCUGGAGGGGGACCCCAGCGGCGGGGGUCCCCCCCCCCAGCCCUGGGUGCCGCAGAGCCGCCUGCCCCCCUGCACCCUGGCCCAGGCGCUCACUUUCUUCCUGGACGUGGCCGCCCCACCGAGCCCCCGGUUCCUGCAGCUCCUGGCCACGCUGGCACGGGAACCGGCCCACCGCCAGCGCUUGCAGCAGCUCAGCCAGGACGCCCGGCUGUACGAAGACUGGAAGUGGUUCCGGUGCCCCACGCUGCUGGAGGUGCUGGAGGAGUUCCCCUCGGUGGGGCUGCCGGCCUCCCUGCUGCUCACCCAGCUGCCGCUGCUCCAGCCACGCUACUACUCCAUCAGCUCCGCGCCCGGCCCCAGCCCCGGGGAGAUCCACCUCACCGUGGCCGUUGUCACCUACCACAGCGAGAAUGGGCAGGGUCCCCUGCACUACGGCGUCUGCUCCACCUGGCUGGCGCGGCUGCAGCCCGGGGACACGGUGCCCGCCUUCAUCCGAGGGUAAGGGGCCCCCUCGUUCCGGCUGCCGCCCGCCCCCGAGACCCCCUGCGUCCUGGUGGGACCCGGCACCGGCGUCGCGCCCUUCCGCAGCUUCUGGCAGCAGCGGCUGCACCAGCUGCGGGCCGGAGGUGGCCCCCUGGGCAGCAUGGUGCUGGUGUUCGGCUGCCGCUCCUCCGCCCUGGACCACAUCUACCGGCAGGAGAUGCAGGAGGCGCAGGAGGAGGGGGCCCUCAGCCAGGUCUUCACCGCCUUCUCCCGCGAGCCGGGAACCCCCAAGACCUACGUGCAGGACGUGCUGCGGACGCAGCUGGCUGCGGAGGUGCACCGGGUGCUGUGCCAGAGCGCCGGGCACAUGUACGUCUGCGGGGACGUGACGAUGGCCACCGAGGUGCUGCAGACGGUGCAGCACAUCCUGGUGCAGCAGGCCGGCAUGACGCUGGGGGAGGCGGGGGACUUCAUCAGCGAGCUGCGGGACAAGAACCGCUACCACGAGGACAUCUUCGGCCUCACCUUCCGCACGCAGGAGGUGGCCUUCCGCAUCCGCAGCCAGUCCUUCUCCAUGCAGGAGCGCCGGCAGCUGGGCCCGACCCCCUGAGCGCGCCGGGGCAGGAGGGGGCCCCCACGGCUGCUCCCCCGGCCCGCUGCAGGCAGCGCCGCCUCCCCAGUAAAGGUUUAGUUUUGAUA